This is a messenger RNA of Cydia fagiglandana, 1505 nucleotides long. Its product is annotated as facilitated trehalose transporter Tret1-like. Lineage: Eukaryota; Metazoa; Arthropoda; Insecta; Lepidoptera; Tortricidae. Gene Ontology annotation, cellular component: membrane. Gene Ontology annotation, biological process: transmembrane transport. The record is from RefSeq and is a predicted model, not a curated record. The transcript is spliced from 8 exons. Bases 74 to 1468 code for a protein of 464 amino acids. Gene Ontology annotation, molecular function: transmembrane transporter activity.
UACCUAUCACUAGUGAAAAUCAUAAGUUCCCGCUUGUGGAUUAUAUCUACAAUCAAAUACUUUUUAUUUUGGUAUGAUAAACAUGACAGCGAAUGAUCAAAAUACCAAAAAUGGUUCCGUCCAUAAGCAAUGGAUUAUUGGUUUUAUUUCAACAACAAUGAUCCUCACAUACGGGUUGCAAAGUGGUUGGAUGUCGCCCACAAUCAGUACGCUGCAGUCGGAGCGUAGCCCUUGCGGCCGGCCGCUCACCACGAACGAGAUCUCACUGGUCGCUGGUCUGAUCAGCAUGACCGCUAUCACCACGGCAGUAAUAUUCGGAUAUAUAGCCGAUUACAUAGGCCGCCGCAAGACUUUGAUUCUGAUAGUCAUUCCUCAGAUUCUCGGUUUCGCAUUGAAGAUUGUGUCAGCCCACCCCAUAUGCCUAAUGGUAGCGCAGGCCUGCUGCGGUAUCGCUGGCGGAGGCGUGUACUGCGUAUCUCCUACAUACGUAAAGGAGAUUGCACAGGACUCUAUAAGAGGCGUUUUGGGAUGCUCUGGUAUUCUUUUGCAGAGUCUCGGUUUGGUGAUAAUGUACGCGAUGGGAGCAUACAUGGAAUACUACACGGUACUCUGGAUAGUGGUGUGGCUUCCUAUUCUAAAUCUAAUAGCGCUGUUCCAAAUACCGGAGUCACCUGCGUUCUUAGUGAAGACAGGAAAAGUUGAGGAAGCCACAAAAGUGAUGGCUUGGCUGAGAGGAGUGGAAGAAGACCACAAAGAAGUGGAGCGAGACAUUACCAUAUUACAAAACGAAAUGAUGGCGUCGGAGAAUCUACCAGCAGUAACAUGGAAGUCUAUCCUAUCAGACAAGGUGUCACGGAGAGCUCUUGGGUUAUCCUUCCUUUGUAUGACUAUGCUGGACUUGGGAGGCAAUUAUGGCAUUGUUGCUUAUGCAUCAGUUAUUUUAAAACAAUCGGGGGUGACAUUUUCUCCGGAGCUACAAGCAUUAUCAUUUCCCAUUCUCAUGACGUUGGGGUCUUUAAUAUCUGCCGUUACAAUAGAAAAAUUCGGAAGAAAGCCUUUAAUAAUGGUUAGCGCCAUUUUCACCGGAACGCCGCUGGCUGUGUUGGGUGCCAUGUUGCUCGUGGUGAAGAACGGGGGCUCCAUGCCGCCCUGGAUACCGGUCGCGUGUAUUGGGGUCUGCUUGUACGCUAGCGGGCAGAUGAUGUCUCUCCCGUUUAUCGUUAUGUCGGAAAUGUUCAACGUACAGAUGAGGACCAAAGUUCUCGGCCUUCUCUCUACCUACGGCUGGUCUCUCGCUGGGCUACAAACACUUUUGUUCGCGCCGAUUACGGAACGCUUCGGCAUGUACACUAUAUUCUUUACAUUUGCCUUAGUUAACGCAAUAGGAACUCUUAUUUGCGCCAUUACCAUGCCGGAAACUAAAGGAAAGACUCUAGCGGAGAUCAAUAAAGAAUUACUAGGCAGAUGAAAAUAAAUAUGUUUAUUACUUAUUACAGUUAUUACAU